Lactuca saligna is the source of this 1266-nucleotide messenger RNA. The record is from the annotation of a GenBank genome assembly. Lineage: Eukaryota; Viridiplantae; Streptophyta; Magnoliopsida; Asterales; Asteraceae.
AUGAGCAGAUGGAGAAGGAACAGUGGAAUCUAUUAUGCAAGGAAAAAAAUUGUUAUUUCAGAGCUAGUCAUCCGAGAAGUUCUUCACUUUAAGGAUCAGCCAAACUCUCCAGUUGAAAUUCCUAUUGAUCAGAUUAGAGAAGUUCUUGAUAGGAUGGGAUACGAAGGGACUUUCCCUCCUACAAUGAAGAAGUUUAUCCAUCCUUACUGGUGUUUUCUUGCCCAUGCUUUCAUAAUAUGCAUCUCAUGCAGAAAGGGAAGGGCAGAUGAGAUUUCUCUAUCUUCUACUAGUGUUAUCGUUGCUGUGAUCAUAGACCUGGAUUUCAAAAUUUCAAAGUAUAACCAUGAUGAUGAUGGAAUUUCUCCAACUGAGACAGAGGGAGACACUCAUAUUCUCAAGCUGCCAUCUCAAUCAGCUGCACAGAUGGAUGAAUUCAUUGCUCAACUGGAUUCAACCGCAAGGAUUCCUCCCCAAGCAGUUGUUACUCCAACUAUUACUCCAUCAGAUCAUGAUCUUUGUAUAACUCAAGCCUCUCAGCCUCCUUUGAAAAGAAGACGUACUGAUCCUAGGCCGGGAGUGCUUGUAAGGGAACAAGUUCAACAUGUUCAACAACCUAUCACCACCACCAAAACAUCCCAAACAAUUCAUGUUGAGAGUCCAAUUCUGGACAAAGGGCUUGUUUUGCUCAUUAUUCUUUUGAAGCAAGGAGCUCUUCAGCUACUGGUAGUUCCUUUGCACCCCAACCUACACAUGAUGCCGCCUCCGAGAGGCUUGCUAGUCAGUGAACACAAUGAAGCUAAGGUUUCCCAAAGUUCUCCUGCCCAAGCAUCUCAAGAUUCACAAGAUGCUCCUCAACAUGUUAGUACGACCCGUAUUGUUGAUCGUUUUGAAAUGGAACCUGCUCAAGCUGAUCCGAGAGUAAUUCAGAAGCGAGCUCGGAAACAAGCAAAGACUCAAGGCAAAAGAUCAUUUCUCUUCAUGAAAAAUUCUAAUAAAAGCGUGCAUGGUGAUCAAGCCCUGUUGAGUGUGAUUGAGCUGGAGAAAAAGCGGUCAAAGCCAAGUAUGGAGACAGGUUGUUCAUGGACUAAAGUUGAUCUUAUAGAAUUGGUUGAGGCUCCCUUCCACAACCCAUCAAACGAUCCGCAUGGAACUAACUUCAAGCUCUUUUUGGAGAACCAAAUAAAGAAAAAGUUUGAUGGGAUGACGACUGCAGAAUCUUUUGUCAAGAAAACUAAGGGCGUAAUUGAUCCCAGCACCAAUUGUUAG